CAAAAAAGUCAUUUCCGGUAACGGGUGCCACGCUUUCCUGACCGCAACAUGGAGGCGCCUAGUGCAGAUGAUGAACUGGUUUCCGGGGAAUUGGUGUCUGUGGCACAUGCUCUUUCUCUCCCUGCCGAGUCCUAUGGCAACGACCCAGACAUUGAAAUGGCUUGGGCCAUGAGGGCAAUGCAGCAUGCUGAAGUCUACUACAAGCUGAUCUCAUCGGUUGACCCACAGUUCCUGAAACUGACCAAAGUGGAUGACCAAAUCUAUUCUGAGUUUCGGAAAAAUUUUGAGAAACUCAGGAUAGAUGUGUUGGACCCAGAAGAACUCAAAUCAGAAUUAGCUAAAGAGAAAUGGAGACCAUUCUGCUUAAAGUUUGAUGGGAUUGUAGAAGACUUCAACUAUGGUACUUUGCUGCGACUGGAUUGUUCUCAGGGCUACACUGAGGAAAAUACCAUCUUUGCGCCCAGGAUACAAUUUUUUGCUAUUGAAAUUGCUCGGAACCGGGAAGGCUAUAACAAAGCAGUUUACACCAAUAUUCAGGACAAAGAAGAAGUAACCAACAGUGGAGAGGAAAAAAUAGUUGACAGUGGAGAAGAGAAAGGAGCCAACAGAGAAAGAGAAGAAGAGAAAGCUGAGAAGGAACGAGAAAAAUAGAAGACAACAAAGAAAUCAGAAAUGGUGAAACAGAUAUGUAAAGUAGAAGGAACACUCUAGAAGCUGAACCUACAAAUACGAUCCUGCUGUAUCGACAGACCCCCUAAGGUUAAAUGCAUGUUACUUGUGCAAUUGAGGGACGCGCAGAAGGACAUUUUUCUAGUCUAAUUAUCAGGAGCUACUCUCGUUCCAUUGUGUGAACUGGCUUAAAGACUUAAUGAGGUUUUAGCUGGUUGUUUCUUGGUAUAUUGUUUUCUGGUUCUCACUACUGGCCAAGUGGGAAAUUCUGUAAAUAAGUUUCUUUUGAUUCUUAUGAUGAUAUCGAAAAGUGACUUUUAGAAGUUAUUUAAAGUAUUUGACACUGCAUAUUUUUUCAGGUAUAUAAUCUCUUUGUCAUGUCUUAUAUAAAAUUAUAUGUCUGUUUACGAAUGCUUUACACUGCUGUUUUUGUAGUGAAGUUCUUUCAAACAUGUUAAAGUUGUAUGUGGUUUUGGGAUUAGAAGUCUUUAUUAUAAGAAUUGGCUUUUACCAUUUGUGUGACUGUAGCUUUCUGAUUUUCUUUGAUAGAGCAAAUAGAAGAUUUGAUAAAUAUGUAAAUACUCUGGGGAUAAAAGCAGCAUCUGAACCUGUCAGGUUCGUGAAUGUAGCUCCAUUCACAUUGGAGGAGAAGGAUACCUGCUUCUGUACUGGUAGCCAAGUUGUUACCUGAAAGCGAGCAGCAAUCAGUAAUUAAAUAUAAAGCCUGGUAGAGUGGUGUCCCUUUUGUGAUGCUGUGGAUAAAAAGCAUACAUUUGUACCUUGACACAAAAUCAACAGAUUUUUAAAUGCUUUUUUUCUUAAGUGUCAAAAAAAAAUCACUUAAAUUUAUAUGGAUAAAAGGGGGCUUCCUUCUUAUCUCUAGAACAUAUAAUAACUGCUCUUAAAAGUCUAAUCAUGGAAUUAUCAUGCAACAAAGGUUUUACCAGAGCAGAGAAAAUAGGAAAAUGAAAAAUGAGACUUUUCCCCUAUGGUGGACAUAGAAAAAUUAACCUAAUUGGUAAGUUGUCCCCUAGAUAAGAAGUGACCGAGAGAUGCACACAGCAACACCCAUGUCUUCAUGAAUUCUUUUUGGCCAGUUCUUUAAAAAUUUUAAAACAUUUGUUAGCAUUUCAGUUUUAUAAAAUAUGUUUUCAAAGGUUGGGAAAAGUGCUGAAAACUUCACACUAGGCAGGCUUUUUAAAAUUUAGAACUUCAGUUACUGUAUUAACUUUUCUACUUCAUACACUCUUAAAUAGCCGCAAACAUGUCAAUGCACAUUACUUGAGGGACUGGGGAGGAAUAAAGGCUACUGUCUACAUACAGCUGUGCCUCCAGUGACCUUUUUCAGGUUGCUCGCAAGCAGGAACACAGACUUCCUUUCUGACUGAUUUUACAGAGAACAAGAAACAUACCUUUAAGUCAGACUGUGUUAAAGCAAGGGGCAUCUCUAGGACUAGGGGAUAAAAACUGGGGAAAAAGAAUAAGGGCCUUUCUGGGUUAAGUCUCAGCACUAUGAAGCUGUCUGCAGGCACCACAGCAUGACUUCCAUCCUCCACCAGUGAUGUGA
Molecule: messenger RNA, 2236 nt
Organism: Condylura cristata (star-nosed mole)
Lineage: Eukaryota; Metazoa; Chordata; Mammalia; Eulipotyphla; Talpidae
Gene: PBDC1
Product: polysaccharide biosynthesis domain containing 1
Exons: 6
Coding region: 49-651 (200 amino acids)
Cellular component (GO): cytoplasm
Source: RefSeq, a predicted model, not a curated record